This is a messenger RNA of Camelina sativa (false flax), 2607 nucleotides long. Its product is annotated as putative helicase MAGATAMA 3. Gene Ontology annotation, molecular function: helicase activity. NCBI's taxonomy places the organism in Eukaryota, Viridiplantae, Streptophyta, Magnoliopsida, Brassicales, Brassicaceae. The record is from RefSeq and is a predicted model, not a curated record.
AUGGACAAUCUUCUUGAAAGACGAAGGGUCAUGGACGAGAACGAGAAAACAAGUCUGGCCAAUAGAGUAUUCUCUUGGUCUAUCAAAAAUAUUCUCAACAGAGAUCUCCACAAGAACAAGAUGAAGAUAAUACCAAACACGUUCAGAUCUGUUGAUGAAUACCUUCAGUGUUUUGUUCCUCAUCUACUUGAGGAAACACGGACCGAGUUGUUUUCCAGCUUCAAAUCUUUAUCCAAAGCUCCUGUCUUUGAAAUAAGUUCUAUGGAUAGACAUACUUCAAGUGGAAGCUCAUCAAACAAUUUGUUCUAUGAUAUAAAAAUAACUAAUGCAUUGAGUAUUGGUGCAAAGUAUCAGCCUAAAGGUGGAGAUCUUAUUGCUCUGACAAAGGAAAGGCCAAGACGGAUCGAUGACUUGAAUCCUUUACUUCUCGCUUACGUAUCCUCUGAUGGUGAUCUUGUUAUCACUGUUCAUUCAUCUAGAUCGAUAUCAGAUCUUGAAAUGGACCGUAUGUUCAGGGAAACUUCACUUCAUUUUGGAGUUUUUCUCAUGAAUUUAACAACAAACACUCGAAUUUGGAACGCUUUGCACAACGAAGCUGCCAAUUUAACUCUAGUAAAGAGUGUGCUUCAGGAAAAUACCCUGGCAACUAAGCAGUGUGUUUGUGCGAAUGGUUUUGAUGAUUCUGAGUAUUCUGACCAUGUUUUGGAUAUAAUCCGUUCUGCGAAACUGAACUCAUCCCAAGAAGCAGCAAUCUUGAGUUGCCUUGAGAAAAGGAACUGCUAUCACGAGCACAGUGUGAAGCUGAUUUGGGGACCUCCUGGUACUGGCAAAACAAAGACGGUCGCGACUCUUCUCUUUUGCCUUCUCAAGCUAAAGUGCAAAACAGUUGUAUGUGCUCCUACAAACACAGCUAUUGUAGAAGUAGUGUCGAGGCUCAUGUCCUUAUUUAAGGAAACUUGUUCAUCAGAACACCCUACUUACGGGCUGGGGGACAUGGUUCUAUCUGGAAACCGCGACAGGAUGGGGAUUAAAGAAAAGGAUGUUCUUCUCGAUGUGUUUCUUGAUGAGCGUGUUGGUAAACUUGGUAACCUUUUUUCCCCAUAUUCGGGUUGGAAGAAGAGGUUAGAUUCACUGAUAAAACUUCUUGAGAACACGGAGGCCAAGUACGAGCAGUAUGUCCUUCUACUGGUCGAAGCUGAAAGAAUAAAAGAAGAAGAAAUGAAAAAGAAGAAGAAUAUUGAACAGAAGCCAAAAGCCAUAAAGAUUCUUACAUUUGGGGAGUUUGUAAAGAAGACUUUUGAUGGCCUCAGUGACGAAUUGGAGAAAGAUAUGGUUGAUUUGUACACUCAUCUUCCCAAGUCUUUCAUUUCAUCUGGACAAGUGAAUACUAUGGUCGCAGCUCGUCAAGCUCUUACGCGCGUCAGAUAUUUUUUGAAAGAGAACUCUACUAGAGAUGAUUUCAAGAAGGGAAGUUUCAGAUUUGAUUGGUUCAUCAGACUCAUCAGUGGUGAUUGUCUCCAGGCUCUACGUUUACUUCCUGAACGUUUUGAGGUUACGGAUAUGCUGGAAAACAAAGAUACAAAAAACUUUUGUCUACAGAAUGCAAGCAUAAUUUUCUGCACAGCCUCAGGUGCUGCAGAUAUGAAUCCGAUAAGGACAGGACCGAUCGACCUUCUUGUGGUCGAUGAGGCGGCUCAGCUUAAAGAAUGUGAAUCAGUUGCUGCUUUGCAACUUUCUGGACUUCGUCAUGCUGUUUUAAUAGGAGAUGAGCUUCAAUUGCCUGCAAUGGUUCACAACGAGGUAUGUGAAAAAGCGAAAUUUGGAAGAAGCUUGUUCGAGAGAUUGGUUAUACUUGGUCAUAGCAAACACUUGCUCAAUGUCCAAUACCGAAUGCAUCCUUCCAUAAGUCGUUUUCCCAACAGAGAGUUCUAUGAUGGAAGAAUCACAGAUGCUGCGAAUGUUCAAGAAAUCAUUUAUCAAAAGAGGUUUCUUCAAGGAAACAUGUUUGGUUCUUUCUCUUUUAUCAAUGUUGGACGUGGAGAAGAAGAGUUUGGUGAUGGACAUAGUCCUAAAAACAUGGUUGAAGUUGCUGUGAUUUCUGAAAUCAUAUCUAACCUUUACAAAGUAUCAAGUGAAAGGAGAAUGAAGAUGAGUGUUGGAGUGGUUUCACCUUACAAAGGACAAGUCCGAGCAAUUCAAGACAGAACCAAAAAUAAGUACAGUUCCUUGUCAGGUCAGCUUUUCAAUUUGAAUGUUCGGUCCGUAGAUGGGUUUCAAGGUGGUGAAGAAGAUGUUAUCAUCAUCUCUACCGUCCGAAGUAACGGUAAUGGAAAAGUGGGAUUUCUCAACAACCGUCAAAGAGCUAAUGUGGCACUAACUCGUGCAAGGCACUGUCUGUGGGUGGUUGGUAACGAGACAACUUUGUCCCUAAGUGGUUCUAUUUGGGCUAAACUGAUAAGUGAGUCGAGAACACGUGGCUGCUUCUACGAUGCUGCUGAUGAGAAGAGCCUAAGCGAUGCCAUGAAUGAUGCUUUGCUUGAGGAUGUGUCUUCGAGUUUUGGAUCUCUUUCCAUCAGGAAUGGUCUUGGGAGAAGAAAUGCUUGGUAG